UACGAUCAACUGUGACGCCAGAUUAUUUUGAAUUAUUCAUAAAAUCAGUUCUGCUAGUUUUCUAAAUAUUUUGUCCAUAUUCACAGCAUAAACAUUGAAAUUAUCAAGAAAAUUGUACCAUAAUGAGCUCAUCUGAUACUGCCGCAACAACACCUACUCGAGUUAAAACCGACAGUUGGAUGGAUGAUGUUUUGCGAACCAACACCGUUUCCAAUAAAAAUGGCAAAAACUACUCUAAUUUAUUAGAAAUGGAGCGAUUCGGUAAUUCGAAUAACUCGGAUGAUUCGAACACCGUUGAGUACAAUCCUGACGAUAUUCCUAUGCUACCGGACGCAGAUGAGUUGCACGAAAGUCUCUUUUACAAUGAAUCGCCUAACUUGCCAUCCCUCACAAUGUACAAUCAACUUGGUUCUGAUAUAUUCCCCAAUAGCAAGUCAGCGUUGGGAAACUUGGAUGAAAUUGAUAUUUCAAUUUUGACGGAAUGUCUCGAACACGAGGAUAGCAUCGAAGAGGCUGAUGAACCGUGGAUCUGGGACCAAUUAUUCGCCCAGUUGUCAGUUAAAAUAAGCACCGAAACAAAAUCAACAUCAGUUGAGUAUAAAAACUAAACAAACAAUUCACAGGAAAGCGAUGUUGUUUGAUUAUCAAUUUGAUUUGAUAUCAAAAUAUGUAGUAACAUUUUGAAAACCACGACAUUGGCCCUUAUUAAGGUUUCUACUGCACGGUGAAAAGAGGCACAUGUAAAGUGGACUGAGCGAUGCCUUUUUACUAAAUUCUCGCUUUACAUAGUUAAUUUUAUUUAAUUCACUAUGCGAAAACGGUAAUAGGCAGGGAAUUAAUAU
This is a messenger RNA of Armigeres subalbatus, 842 nucleotides long. RefSeq names its product intraflagellar transport protein 43 homolog (gene IFT43). Bases 123 to 608 code for a protein of 161 amino acids. The record is from RefSeq and is a predicted model, not a curated record. Gene Ontology annotation, biological process: intraciliary retrograde transport. The transcript has 4 exons. NCBI's taxonomy places the organism in Eukaryota, Metazoa, Arthropoda, Insecta, Diptera, Culicidae. Gene Ontology annotation, cellular component: intraciliary transport particle A; cilium.